Messenger RNA from Suillus fuscotomentosus, 1530 nucleotides. RefSeq lists its product as uncharacterized. The transcript is spliced from 5 exons. The record is from RefSeq and is a predicted model, not a curated record. The coding region runs from base 254 to 1444 and encodes 396 amino acids. Lineage: Eukaryota; Fungi; Basidiomycota; Agaricomycetes; Boletales; Suillaceae.
UGUGGUCACGUGCUAGAUAUUUUACUUCCUUCUCUCAGUUAGCCUACUUACCAGCGUGUUGUGCAGGCUUUGCAGUUACGGCUCGGCGUCAAAUUCGCAAACGUGGAUAUCGCUGACUUAUAAGCACUUUCAAGUUCUAUUCGCGAGAUGGAGCAUUGAGAACGUCCCAUUAUUCGGGACAUUUAUCUCCUCGCUUUUUUGAAAAGUUCCUGAAUCUCUGUACUCCUACCCUAUCUAAGGCUACCUUAUCAUCAUGGCGUGCGAGAGAGAGAGCCCUGUUACGCCACGUCUAGGUGGAAAGACUGCGCUGGUAACAUUCGUUGCAAUGAUUUUUGCUUUUGUUGGAGAGACCCAACUCACACAGUAUGUUCAAACAACAUUGGGUUAUCAACACUCAUUCUUCCUAUUUUAUGUCGUGCAUUCAUCAUUUGCGCUCUCCUUUCCAUUGCACCUAGGCUAUCUUCUCCUGACAACCCACCGUUCUCCUCGUACUAUGAUGUCUGGCUUGUCUAGCAUUAUCACCGCUCAGUUGACAUUACGAGAUCCAAGAAUCGUUCACUCUUCGCGAUUUCCUCUGUCACGAUUUCUGGUCGUAAUUCUAGUCAUGACCGCCAUCUACAGUAUACCUGCUCUAUUGUGGUUUAUUGCUGUCGUAUAUGCUCCCGUCACUGAUGUCACGGCCAUCUGGAAUGCUAAUGCCUUCUUCGCUUAUGUCUUCAGUGUCAAGUUGCUGAACCUGAAAUGGAGUCUUAUUCGAAUGUGUGCAGUUUGCCUCGCCACUGUCGGAGUGCUCACCAUCGUAUAUGGCGACAGCACACCGUCAAGUACAACUGCACCUGUGGUUCGCCGUACGACUGUCGCCCAAACUUCCGCUCCUUUAUUUGGAGACAUUUUAACUCUGGUUGCAUCCGUGAUAUACGGUCUGUAUCAAGUCCUUUACAAGAAGUAUGCAGCACUGCCAUCAGACCUAGAGCCAGCUGCAGAGCCUACACAAUAUUCCCAUAUCCCAGCAUCAGCGGCUGGCGACGAGGAGACAGUAUCUUUACCACUCCUCGCCAGUAAUCAAGUCACACAUGCUCUUCCAUUUGGCCUUCAUCCCAAUUUUCUCACCGCAUCUAUGGGCGUGUGCACUUUGUUCGUGCUUUGGGUACCCUUGACUGCGUUACAUUAUUACGGCAUUGAAGAGUUUGCGCUUCCAUCCAACAUGGUGACCUUCGUUGCAAUUGCAGGAAUCUGUAUAACAGGUGUUAUAUUUAAUGCAAGCUUCAUGAUUUUGUUGGGAGUCUGGGGCCCGAUUGUUACUUCCGUUGGGAGUCUACUUACAAUCGUCCUCACACUCAUCUCGGAUCUAAUGUUAGGCUCUGUCGGGUUGACUGCCUGGGGGCUAUUGGGAGCAGGCAUGAUUGUAGGGGCUUUCGCGGUGCUGGCUUAUGAUAUGUUCUAGAGCUGAAGGUAGAUUGUAAGCACACUGGCUGGCUUGCUAGAGUUCCCAUAAUUUACAUAAAUGCUGUCUACAGUAUUGAAACAUGA